Messenger RNA from Thamnophis elegans (Western terrestrial garter snake), 6154 nucleotides. It is a transcript of the gene PLCH1, whose product is annotated as phospholipase C eta 1. The transcript is spliced from 23 exons. The record is from RefSeq and is a predicted model, not a curated record. Gene Ontology annotation, molecular function: phosphatidylinositol-4,5-bisphosphate phospholipase C activity; calcium ion binding. Gene Ontology annotation, biological process: phosphatidylinositol-mediated signaling; lipid metabolic process. Lineage: Eukaryota; Metazoa; Chordata; Lepidosauria; Squamata; Natricidae. The coding region runs from base 146 to 5155 and encodes 1669 amino acids.
AGAGAGAGAGAGAGAGAGAGAGAGAGAGAGAGAGAGAAAGAAGAGAAGAACAAAAAAGAAAAGAAAAAAGGCGCAAGGAAAGGGGAAAGCAAGGAACCUGUGGAAAGAGUAACAGCCUUUGACAUUAAGAAGAAAGUUUCUGACAAUGAGUUACUGGAACUUGGAGAAAAGAAAUUGUCUUCAGUACUGCAGACAUUUUUUGGUGGACAAUAGUGUGUUUCAUGUUGAAAGAUGUAUGAGUGUUAUGCAAUCUGGGACUCAGAUGAUUAAACUGAAGCAUGGAGCCAAAGGGUUAGUACGUCUUUUUUAUCUUGAUGAGCACAGGACGUGCAUCAGAUGGAGGCCAUCUAGGAAAAGUGAAAAGGCAAAAAUCAUAAUUGAUUCUAUCUACAAAGUCACUGAAGGGCGGCAAUCAGAAAUAUUCCAUCGCCAUGCAGAGGGCAAUUUUGACCCAAGCUGCUGCUUUACAAUUUACCAUGGCAAUCAUAUGGAAUCAUUGGAUCUGAUAACUUCUAACUCGGAGGAAGCCCGUACCUGGAUCACUGGGCUGAAAUAUUUGAUGGCUGGGAUAAGUGAUGAGGACUCUCUUGCUAAAAGACAGAGGACACACGAUCAUUGGGUGAAGCAGACCUUUCAGGAAGCUGAUAAGAAUGGGGAUGGUUUGCUGAAUAUUGAGGAAAUUCAUCAGUUGAUGCAUAAACUGAAUGUCAACCUGCCCAGAAGAAAAGUAAGACAAAUGUUUCAGGAGGCUGACACAGAUGAGAACCAGGGAACUUUAAACUUUGAAGAGUUUUCUGUGUUUUAUAAGAUGAUGUCAUUACGCCGUGACCUAUACUUGCUGCUCUUGAGCUAUAGUGAUAAGAAAGACCACCUCACUGUUGAAGAUUUUACUCAGUUUUUGAAGAUAGAACAGAAGAUGAAUAAUGUGACAACAGAGUAUUGUUUAGACAUCAUAAGAAAAUUCGAGGUUUCAGAAGAAAACAAGAACCAGAAUGUCCUGGGAAUAGAAGGCUUCACCAAUUUUAUGUGCAGUCCGGCCUGUGAUGUGUUCAAUCCACUGCACAGCGAGGUACAUCAGGAUAUGGAGCAACCUCUUUGCAACUAUUUUAUUGCUUCUUCCCACAACACAUAUCUAACUGGAGACCAGCUUCUGUCUCAGUCUAAAGUAGAGAUGUAUGCCCGAGUCUUACAAGAUGGCUGCCGAUGUCUUGAAGUUGAUUGCUGGGAUGGCCCAGAUGGAGAACCAGUUGUGCAUCAUGGUUACACCCUUACUUCCAAAAUACCUUUUAAAGAUGUAAUAGAUGUGAUAAACAAAAAUGCCUUUACUAAGAAUGAGUUUCCGAUUAUAUUGUCUAUUGAAAAUCACUGUAAUGUUGAGCAGCAAAAGAAAAUUGCCCAGUACCUCAAGGAGAUUUUUGGUGACAAGCUAGAUUUGACUUCUGUGAACAUCGGGGAUCUCAAGCAACUUCCAAGUCCUCAGAGUUUGAAGGGCAAAAUCCUAGUCAAGGGUAAAAAACUCCCAUAUAGUCUUGGUGCAGAUGCUGAAGAAGGAGAGGUUUCUGAUGAAGACAGCGCUGAUGAAAUUGAAGAUGACUGCAAGUUAAAUUUUUCUUAUAGCAAUGGCACAACAGAACAUCAGAUAGAAUCUUUUAUAAGAAAAAAACUUGAAUCCUUACUCAAAGAGUCUCAAAUCAGAGACAAAGAAGACACAGAUAGCUUCACUGUGAGGGCCCUUUUAAAAGCAACGCAUGAGGGCUUAAAUGUGAACUUUAAACCGCAUUCAGGUUUGAAGGACAAAAAAUCCCACAGUAAACUCAUGGGCACCUUUGGUAAACAUAAGAAGGCAGGUAAAUCAAAGUCCAAAUCUCACUGCGGAUCUGAUGAUGAAGACUCUCAACAAAAUGUGUCUGGAAAAGAAUCUGGACAAUUAUACAGCCGGUUGGCUCGGCGGAGGAAAACGAUGAAGCUGUGCCGUGACCUUUCUGAUCUAGUGGUGUACACAAACUCUGUGGCAGCUCAAGACAUAAUUGAUGAUGGAUCAGUGGGGAAUGUAUUAUCCUUCAGUGAGACAAGAGCUCAUCAGGUGAUCCAGCAGAAAUCAGAGCAGUUCCUCCUUUAUAACCAGCAGCAGCUCACCAGAGUCUAUCCAUCUGCCUACCGGAUUGACUCUAGCAACUUUAACCCUGUACCAUAUUGGAAUGUUGGAUGCCAGCUUGUGGCAUUAAAUUACCAGUCUGAAGGGCGGAUGAUGCAGUUAAACCAAGCCAAGUUCAGGAUGAAUGGCAACUGUGGCUACAUCCUGAAACCGCAACAGAUGUGCAAAGGCACUUUCAAUCCAUAUUCUGGAGAUCCUCUUCCUGCUUUCCCUAAAAAGCAACUUAUACUCAAAAUCAUCAGUGGUCAACAACUACCAAAACCCCCAGAUUCCAUGUUAGGAGACAGAGGAGAGAUAAUCGAUCCAUUUGUUGAAGUUGAAAUUAUCGGGUUACCAGCUGAUUGUUGCAAAGACCAGACCAGAGUUGUAGAUGAUAAUGGAUUCAACCCUGUUUGGGAAGAAACCCUGACUUUCACUAUCCACAUGCCUGAAAUAGCUUUGGUCCGAUUUCUAGUUUGGGAUCAUGACCCCAUUGGCCGAGAUUUUGUGGGGCAAAGAACUGUGGCUUUUAGCAGCUUGAUGCCUGGUUAUCGUCAUGUUUACUUAGAAGGACUGACUGAAGCAUCAAUUUUUGUUCAUGUAACCAUCAAUGAAAUUUUUGGAAAGAACAAGCAACUAAUAGGACUCCGAGGGCUUUUUAAUAGGAACUCCAAACAUAAUUCAGUGGAAAACAGCACUAAUUAUAUCCGAAAAAGGUCACUCGGGGACCGAAUCCUUCGACGCACAGCCAGCGCUCCAGCAAAGGCCAGGAAAAAAAACAAAAUGUGCUUUCAAGAGACCACUGACCUUAAGGAAAGUGUAUCUGAUAUGCUGGACUUGAAAGAGAAGGAAGGUGGUUUCAGGCAAACAAGCAGAAGUUUACAAUUGCGCCCCAUCUCCAUGCCAGUUGGAAAAUAUCUCCUGGCAGGAUUGCCACCACCAGACCAGGAUGCUAGCAGAGUUGUUGAAGUUAUCAAAAGUGAAAGUACAUCUGAAAGCAGAAACAAUGCAAGUGAGGAUUGUACAAAUGCGAAGAAAACCAUCACCUCUUCUGAGAAAAAUCCAUCUUUUACAUACCUCCUUAAGAAAGAUGUACCCAAGUCUGGUACAUGUGAUACCCUUUGUCCUGAUGAAAAAGGAGAAAGCCUAAACUUUGCAAUUGGGAUAGCUGAAACCUAUUUCUCCACUGAGUAUUGGAAAAGUAAUCUUCCCAAUGAAUUUGUUCAUGUAAAGGAAGACCUUGAAAGAAAAAAACAGGAAGACAUAGGCCGCAUGGAUCGAAAGACAUUGGAGAAAACUGAACUUUGCAAAGAAAAGCGGAAAAUAGCAGAUGAAAAAGCUAAUAUGGAAUCCCUACCAAUAUUAACUACAACAAUAACUAAUGUGUGUAGCUUUAAUGGUACACCAGCUAUCCCAGAUAGUGACAUUUCUUGUCUGAUUAAUGAGGUUUCUCUAGCUGGCGAGAGAGAAAGGGAUAACUCUAUCUCAAAGCUGAUAGAACAAGUUGAUGUCACAAGUGACCAAACUGACUUAACUCUUGUUUCAAGUCCCCCUGAUAUUAAUAAAGAGAACAAUAAUCUAAAGUCCAUAAAUCUACCAUAUACAUCAUUGGAUGAACCAAGCAUCAUUUUGGAUGAUAAGUCCUUAAACUUAAAAUCAGCUGGAUCAGCUUGUUCAACUGGUCCAAGAACAGAAAAUACCAUAAUAUCCACUCCUAAGACAACAGGGUGUUCUGUGUACACAAUUAUUCAUGAGGCUUCUCUUUCUCCAGUUUCUCAGUCUGCAUUCACGGAGAGAUCUGUUUGCAAAGAUACAGCCAAGGAUGCAGAAGACAGUUGCUUAAAUCAGGGUGCUACACACACUUCCUGUAUUUCACCUGUCACCAUGCAGAAAGCAAACCCUAAAAAAAAAUGUGGAACAAGCUGGGAAUUUCUCAGCAAUAGCAACUCCUAUACUUCUGACAUACAGAAUACCAUAGUUGUCCCAGUCACUUGUGCAAAUUCUACAGGUAGUAGCCUAAUGGAAAUUGAUGGGGAAUUACAAGACCUCUUGAUAACUGCUUUUGAAUAUAAAAUAGAAGAUAUGAGCCAAGUUGCUUCUCCUCUGAAACUUAAGCAUAGUCAGGAUACACUAUACUAUAACAAACCUAUAUGUGAACCCCUAAAGAGCAUGGACUUUCCCAGUGAAAACCUAGCUGAAGAUUUAAAGUUCAACAAUGAUAAGAACCAGUAUUUUCCAUACCCACGUCAGCAGAGGUUUGAACUUUUGUACAAUAAUUGCUUGCAAAUUUCAGAUGCACAAAAUGAAUUGUUAAACAUUCCUCAAUCAGCCAGCAUCAAUGCUGCUCUUAAGCCCAAAAAUGUUCUGUCUUCACCCUUUCCUGGAGCUCAAAAGCAACAGAGCCCUUGUAAAUCGAAAAGUCUUGGUGACUUAACCUCAGAAGAUAUCUCUUGCAAUUUUGAGAGCAAGUACAAAUACAUUAGUAGAGGUUUUAUUACAUCUGGUAUGAGAGACAAUAUGGCGGCCACUCUGAAGGCCAAGAAACCGUCAACUACAGACAUUCUGACUGAACAACUGCGAAAACUUGUGUCUUUUGAGCAAGAAGAGAGUUGCCAGUCAUUUUGUUCCAAACAAAAUGAUGAUUGCCCAAAAAUGCUGGUCAGAAAACUUUCAUCCAGAAGUCAGAGUAGAGUGAGAAAUAUUGCUAGCCGUGCCAAGGAACGACAAGAAGCCAAUAAACAAAAACCUUCUAAUGUUAGCAGUAAUGUAACAGACAUAGUCCUUCGAAAUAAGCCCCCAAUACCACCUCAUAUCAUCAAUAGGCAUUCUACUGGAUCUUAUAUAGCAAGCUAUCUAGAUAACUUCAACACAGAUGACCUAGAACGCAGAGGGGUCCCAGAAGGUGCCUGCUCAUCUUUGCAUUUGGGGUACAGUGACCGGUUUUGUACAGAUGACUCUCUUUUAGAGACCAAGCCAAAUGAAAAUGACAAACCAGAAAUCUAUUUUCUCCUAAGACUAUAAAUUGUAAAAAUGUAUAUCUUCAUUGUUUACAAGCUUUCUCCCUGAAUGAAGGAUUAUCAGUAAGCAAUGCGUCCAUUAGCCUUUCAGUUACUCAGAUUUUUUUUGGUAUGGCUUGAAUUGUGUAAUUAAUUAGUGUGUCCAUUCUGACAAAUGUUUAUGUAAAUAGAUGUGGCAAUAUGUCAUGUAGUUGUCUUUCUUUUUGAGAAUCUACAUAUUUGUUGCUUUCUACAUGAAGUGAAUUCUCCUGUCUAGUCUUUGCAAACUGUACCCAACAAAAUUUGGUACAGGUAUGAAAUGCUAAGCUUGCUGCAUUUUUGAACUUCUAAAGACUUUUAGAGUAAUUAUCACCCAUCAUAUGCCCUUUCCAGAUUAAAUAAAAUGUAAGAUAUCUUAAAUUUAAAUUUCAUACCUUCCAUAUUUAUUAGAUAAAUUUCCUACACUGAGGGGAAUUGAAUGUUCUUUCAAAAAGUGCAUAAACUUUCAUUUUUACAAGUUCUGUAGUGUUUAUUUUAUUAACAAAUUAAUUUAUUAAUUUGUUGGAUUGUGUAUCCCAUUUCUUCUUCUUCUGUUGCUGCUGCUUUAUUUAUUUCAACUAGAGUCCCCAGAAAUCCAGUUCUUCCCUUAAUUGUUUUCAGCAAUACAAGUGUAAUUUAGUGUGAUUAAGGAAUUAUGUGACUUGUUUUCUCUAUCAUUUCUUUAUAGAUAUUUGAUUGUUUUGAUACCGCUAUGUUAGAGCACAGUAAAUUGUGGAUAUUGUCCCAAAGAAUAUCCUCUGGAGUGAUGUAAAGAUUUGUGCUUCUUUCAUUGGCUGUUUAAAUUAAGUGGUGCUGUGAUGUCAAAGAGCUCAUGAAUUCAAUUGUUUUCUGUUGUUGAUAAUGAGAUAAAAAGAAGAUCCAGCAAAGCAUUGACAAAGUUGCUUUGAAAAGCCUUCUUAUGCAAGCAAACAUCUCUGCUCAAAGCAUUAAAGCAGCUGCAUCCUCUAGCACAGGGGUGUCAAAU